AUGUUCGAUAAAACUACAAUGUCCCUUCAUACAUUACCAGUUGAACUUGUCUAUCGAAUUUUGGAUUAUCAAACUGAUUUAACGAUUGUGAUCUCAAUGCGAAAUGUAUGUCAACGAUUGAAUAAAAUUGUCGACACUUAUUCUCGAUAUCAAACGCUUGACACUUUAGAUUUAUUUUCCUAUGAAAUUGGAGAUGUAGGGGCUCAACGUCUAGCCGGUUCACUAUACAACAACACAGUGAUUAAUUAUUUUUUUCUUCUAGCUAUACUUUUAUUUUUACAUAGACAAUCACUACGCUAA
Messenger RNA from Adineta steineri, 300 nucleotides. NCBI's taxonomy places the organism in Eukaryota, Metazoa, Rotifera, Eurotatoria, Adinetida, Adinetidae. The record is from the annotation of a GenBank genome assembly.